AUGAAUAUUACUGAGAAUUUGGGAGCACUUGUGAAAGAUGAUGGUGGUGGAGUUGUCAACGGUGUGGCAUCAGUCUCACUUUAUAGUGGGAUGGUGCCGAACCUAGGUUUUAAUAUUGCAAUGCUUUCGAUUUGGGGGGUUUUGCUAAGUUCGCAUGUAUUGUUGGUAUGGUUGAAACAAUAUUGGUUUUCUACAGCUUUUAUCUGUGCGGGUAUUUUGGAAGUUAUCGGUUAUGCUGGUAGAGUUUGGUCUCAUUUCAACGUUUUCAUGAUGGAUCCGUUCUUGAUGCAGAUGGUUUGCCUGACUAUUGCUCCCGUUUUCACAAUGGGUGGGAUUUAUUAUCAAUUGGCGAAGAUGAUCGAAGUUUAUGGACAUAGGUUUUGUCUACUGCCGUCGCCGAUGGCUUAUUCUUAUAUUUUUAUUGGUUUUGAUAUUGUUUCACUGGUGGUUCAGGCAGCUGGUGGUGGUGUGGCUGGUUCAGAUACUGCAACAGGUAAUGAGAGCGAUACAGGUGACAAUAUUUUUAUCGCAGGUUUGGCUUUACAAGUGGCUUCGAUGACCAUCUUCAUAGCUUUAAUGGGUCAUUUGUACUAUCGGGUUUUUGUUAAGACCCGUUUAGACCAUACAGGUACAAAAAAGCCAACCUUGAGUCUUUUUAAGAUCCCACAAUCAGAGAUCGAUUACCUUUACAGACAGAAAUUUAGUGAUUUGAGAAUUCAUCCCAAACGUUGGGUUUUUCACUAUUUCCCACAUGCUUUGACAUUGGCUGUUUGUACUGUGUUCGUUCGUUGUUGCUACCGUCUGGCAGAAUUGAUUACUGGUUGGAGUGGCUAUCUGAUCACGCACGAAAACUAUUUUAUCAUUCUGGAUGCUUUGAUGAUCGCAAUUGCCACAGUGUCAAUGACUGUCUUCCAUCCAGGUUUUGCAUUUGAAGGUAGACAACGUUCUAUCCCUAUCACCGCAGGUAAAGUUGAUCCAGAGACUAUUACACCUCCUGAAUCUGAUAAGGUGGAAUCUAUCUCUUCGAAUGAACCAGCAACAGAGAAGAAGAAAUGGUGGAAACCUUUCUCGAAGAAGGAUACAGAGAAAGCAGAUUCGGAUCAGUGGAAUGGCGAAGAAGCAUAA
This is a messenger RNA of Torulaspora delbrueckii, 1125 nucleotides long. It is a transcript of the gene RSB1, whose product is annotated as phospholipid-translocating ATPase RSB1. Gene Ontology annotation, cellular component: plasma membrane; fungal-type vacuole. The transcript has a single exon. Bases 1 to 1125 code for a protein of 374 amino acids. The record is from RefSeq and is a predicted model, not a curated record. NCBI's taxonomy places the organism in Eukaryota, Fungi, Ascomycota, Saccharomycetes, Saccharomycetales, Saccharomycetaceae.